UAGAAAAAAAAGGCGAGCAUACUUUUGUAGCUCGUCGAAUGGCGGUUUGAAUGGUGUAUAACAAUAUACAUUUACUUUCAAAACCAGGGAGGAGAUAGCUUUGUCAGCUCGAAAUCUCAUUCUGAGUCUGAUGUCCACGGACGGCCGUGGAGUUGACUUGAAAAUACUUCAAAGUGCCUCGAAUCGAUUCAUAUUUAGAUGCUGAAUUCAAAUAAAAUAAGCAGAAAAAUAUUUGAAGUAAUGUUUUGAUUGUGGAAAUGGAGGUUAUGAUCCAAAUGUAGUCUAUCAUCGCUUAAUUGAUAAAGCAAAAACAGUUCACGAUAUACCACGAGAUACAAGUAACAAUUCAUUUUUCAAUAAUACGGAUGUUAAGAUGAACAAUGACAAGAAUAAUAAGUCGAAUAAACGUCAGAUUUAUAAUAGUUCAGAAGAUGAUAGUUCUCCUACACCAUUAAAACAAACAAAAUUGCAACAAACAAGAAGACGAAAUUUAACAUCAUAUGAUCUAUUAGCUGACGGCCAACAAGGUGGUCCCGUUAUUGAUAAAUUAAAACAUUUAGCUAUUUAUCAAGUUGAUUUAAAUUCAU
Messenger RNA from Didymodactylos carnosus, 587 nucleotides. The record is from the annotation of a GenBank genome assembly. Lineage: Eukaryota; Metazoa; Rotifera; Eurotatoria; Philodinida; Philodinidae.